AUGGACGCCCCAAACGCUGCGGCACCGAUUCUGCAGCUUCCAGCUGAAAUCUUGCAUCACAUACUACAGUGGAUAGCCCCAGCCGACCUCGUUAUACUGCCCCUCGUAUAUGUCUAUAUGAACACGCUGGAUGAACCAAGUGACCCGAGCCUUGACUACGAGCAAGAGAUUCACGACCUUGUGAAGCUUGAAAGUAUAUGCAAUAAUCCAGAGGUAAGACAAGAUAAGAAAUCCCGUGUUACAUUUCGAUUCACUCGUCUGCUCAAAAAUGCUUCACCUUCUCACGACGAGGCCAUCAACCUCUCCAAGACCCAUGCGCCAUCGCGCAAUGUCGCUCACCUUCAAAGUCUUUUCUCUCGAGACGACACUGCCGAGGCCUUCCUCCAGGGUUCAUCGCUUUUCAACCGCCUGCGCCGUCAACCCACGCGAGACAGUAUCUCUGCGCCCACCUCAUUUGAUGACGGCUACAGGACUCUCCAGCAAAAGAGCGCCCAUCUUCACUGCCUUUAUUCAAGGCCCAUACUCAACGUUGGCCGCCUACGAUCUAUGAAGACGUAUCCCUAUGCCUGCUCCAAGGUCUACGACUUGCGCCAGUUCACUCAGAACACAGGAUGGGGGCCAUUUAAAGACGACGGCACUUUCAAUGUUGACUGGGAAAAAGUGGAAGCUAUUCUCAUUGUUCUGGGCCACAACAUUGGCGCAAGACGCCAGAUUGCACGAAUAUUCGCUGGGGUUUGGGACAGCCCGUUCUCGGGUUCAUUUCAAAACAGUUUUAUGGCUCCUCCGCCUCGUGACAUUACUUCACUCGAGGCUCGCGACCCUUACGGAGUCACUGGCACAUGCGAUUUCUUCGCUUUCAACUUUGGCGACCCUGAACUACUCAUCACCUCCGAUGCACCGCGCCCACCACUUGAUGUGGGUGAAGCAACUCGCAUUAUUAUGAUGAAAGUCAAUGUCACAUCUAUAGAAGAACCAGGCCCCGAUGACGGCCAAGAGCUGCCAGUAGUUCACUUCCAGGGGGUCAGCUGUUCCUUGGACGAUCAGUUUGACGAUAAUGCCAACUCAAAUAUCCGAGCCGGAGCUAACAUGAGAACAUUCAACGUCAAAGGCACUGCUCGCCUGACAAAAGAAGGCGAGGUGAGAUGGACAACGUUCUCAAUCUUCCAUGGAGUCGAGCGCUGGCGCAGUGAGGGUGUUCAGAUCGGAGGCGUACGCUCCGCUCGAGGCGUCGUAGGAAACUGGUUCGAUAGUGACUACGAUGUUCACGGGCCUGCCGGUCCCACAGCCUUCUGGAAGGGCGCGACCCUUGCACAAGUCGCAAACAUGGAAGACGACCUUCUGCCAAACGACUUCUUCUUGCCAUACGGCGCUCUGAUCGACAUAGGUUCUGAGACUGACCCGGAGGGAGAAAUGCCGUACACUGGCGAAGAUGACGAGGACGAGGAUGACGAAGACGAAGAGAUGGAGGCAGCAGCAGGAGAGGAACUGAUGGCUCUACUCCAAGAUGCGAAUUUACCUUUAGAGGAGAGCCUCGCAAAUGGCCAUGCUCUGGACUGA
This is a messenger RNA of Fusarium subglutinans, 1557 nucleotides long. RefSeq lists its product as uncharacterized. Gene Ontology annotation, molecular function: protein binding. Lineage: Eukaryota; Fungi; Ascomycota; Sordariomycetes; Hypocreales; Nectriaceae. Bases 1 to 1557 code for a protein of 518 amino acids. The record is from RefSeq and is a predicted model, not a curated record. The transcript is spliced from 7 exons.